Molecule: messenger RNA, 638 nt
Organism: Rattus rattus (black rat)
Lineage: Eukaryota; Metazoa; Chordata; Mammalia; Rodentia; Muridae
Product: major urinary protein-like
Molecular function (GO): odorant binding; small molecule binding
Source: RefSeq, a predicted model, not a curated record
AUGAAGCUGUUGCUGCUGCUGCUGUGUCUGGGCCUGACCCUGGUCUGUGGCCAUGCAGAAGAAGCUAGUUCUGUGAGAGGGAACCUCGAUGUGGACAAGCUCAAUGGGGAUUGGUUUUCUAUUGUCGUGGCCUCUGACAAAAGGGAAAAGAUAGAAGAGAACGGCAGCAUGAGAGUUUUUGUGCAGCACAUCGAUGUCUUGGAGAAUUCCUUAGGCUUCAAGUUCCGUAUUAAGGAAAAUGGAGUGUGCACAGAACUAUAUUUGGUUGCCUACAAAACGCCAAAGGAUGGCGAAUAUUUUGUUGAGUAUGACGGAGGGAAUACAUUUACUGUACUUAAGACAGACUAUGACAGAUAUGUCAUGUUUCAUCUCGUUAAUUACAAGAACGGGGAAACCUUCCAGCUGAUGAAUCUCUUCGGCAGAACAAAGGAUCUGAGUUCAGACAUCAAGGAAAAGUUUGCAAAACUAUGUGUGGCACAUGGAAUCACUAGGGACAAUGUCAUUGACCUAACCAAGACUGAUCGCUGUCUCCAGGCCCGAGGUUGAAGAAAGGCCUGAGCCUCCAGUGCUGAGUGGAGACUUCUCACCAGGACUCCAGCAUCACCAUUUCCUGUCCAUGGAGCAUCCUGAGACAAAUU